GGGGAACCAGCCUGUGUGUGUGGAGAGAGCAGGAGUGAGGACGAGUGUAUGGAGAGACCAGCAGGAGUGAGGACACUGGUGCUGCACUUGUUUUACACUCAUCAGUUGCUUGUUUUAUUAUUUCAGAGUUGGCAACACAGCCUGCACUGAGCUCUGAUGGGCACAGCCGCUGACCAGCCACACAGCAGACAGUAAGCGGCGGGUGAGCGAACACUACCCGGGCACCAUGGUCGCUGGCACUCUCCUGGUGGGCGCUGCACUGCUGCUGGGCUUGUCCCGGGGCUUUAACCUGGACGCUGAGAAGCCCCGGGUCUACGCUGGUGCUGAUGGCAGCUACUACGGCUUUGCAGUGGACUUCUUCACCCCUGAUGCUAAUUCUAAGUUCUUGCUCAUUGGGGCUCCCAAAGCCAACACCACCCAGCCUGGCAUCACCCAAGGCGGAGACGUGCAGAAGUGCGAGUGGAACGGUGACAAGUGCCAGUCUAUUGCCUUCGACUCGACUGGUAAUCGAAAUUUUGCCCCCAGCGACCCCAUUGAGUUCAAAUCAAAUCAGUGGUUUGGGGCAUCCCUGACGGCCAGGGGCAACAAGAUCCUGGCCUGUGCCCCGCUCUAUCACUGGAGGACGGAGGCGAAACCCGAAAGGGAGCCAGUUGGCACAUGUUACCUCAAGGAUGGAGACAACAUUGUGGAAUAUGCCCCCUGCAGAUCCAAUUUCAAAACUGAUGCCCAGGAACAAGGCUUUUGCCAGGGCGGAUUUAGUGUUGAUUUCACCAGUGCAGACAGAGUUGUCCUCGGAGGGCCUGGCAGCUUCUACUGGCAGGGCCAAAUUAUUUCGGACACUGUGGAAGACAUUUUGAAGAUGUACAAUGCCAAAAAAUACAGCGUGACUUAUGCCAAUCAGCUGGCCACCCGAGCAGCCAGCCCCCAGUACGAUGACAGCUACUUGGGGUACUCUGUGUCCGUGGGGGAUUUUGACGGUGACAAUGUGGAAGAUUUUGUUUCUGGCGUUCCGAGAGCUGCAAAGACUUUGGGAAUGGUCUCUAUUUAUAAUGGUUUAAGUAUGGUUUCCAUGUACAAUUUCACCGGAGAACAGAUGGCAGCUUACUUUGGAUAUUCUGUAGCCACCACUGAUAUAAAUGCAGACGGCCUGGUGGAUUUGUUCAUUGGGGCUCCACUUUUUAUGGAUCGGGCAUCAGAUGGCAAGCUUCAGGAAGUUGGACAAGUGUCUGUUUACAUUCAGCAAAGCAAAGGUGGACUCCAGCUCCUGUCAAAACUGACUGGUUCCGAUCCAUUUGCAAGAUUUGGAAGUUCUAUUGCGGCCCUUGGUGAUGUGGACCAGGAUGGCUUUAAUGACAUUGCCGUUGGUGCACCUUAUGCAGGAGAAGGUAAAAAAGGCCUGGUGUACAUUUACAACGGAAGGAACUCUGGUGUAAGCACUACACCUUCCCAGGUACUUGUUGGACAGUGGGCUUCCAAAAGCAUGCCAGCAAGUUUCGGAUACUCAUUAAAAGGAGCUACAGAUGUUGAUGAUAAUGGCUAUCCAGAUUUAGUCGUUGGAGCUUUUGGGGCAGAUAGGGCCAUAUUAUACAGGUCUAGGCCUGUUGUCACUGUGAAUGCUAUUUUGGAUGUGACUCCAUCAAUCCUAAACCCUGAAAGCAAGACCUGUACCAUUUCCAGUGGAGUUCAAGCCUCCUGCUUUGAUGUAAAAUUCUGUCUCAAAGCCAGCAGUAAAGGCAAUAUACCCAACAGCCUCUCAUUUAAGGUAGAGCUAUUACUAGAUAAACUGAAACAGAAGGGAGCUGUACGACGUGCGCUAUUCCUUUACACAAAGCAGCCCACAUACACCAAAGUCAUGACUAUAGACAAUGGUGGAGCCAUGCGUUGCGAAGAAUUACAGGCAUACUUACGGGACGAAAGCGAGUUCCGGGACAAGCUUACUCCUAUAACUGUUUUCAUGGAUUAUCAAAUGGAUUAUGAAGCCGCUGCUGAUCCUUCUGGACUAAUGCCUAUCCUGAACCAGUUCACUCCGGCAAACCUAACCAAACAGGCACACAUUUUGCUGGAUUGUGGUGAAGACAAUAUAUGCAAACCAAAGUUGAUUUUGGCAGUAGAAAGCGAGCAAAAGCAAAUUUAUAUCGGAGAUGACAGCCCCUUGACCCUGUAUGUUGACACUCAAAAUCAAGGUGAAGGCGCCUACGAGGCAGAACUUUUUGUCCACAUGCCACCACAGGCCGACUUCAUCGGCGUCGUCCGAAACAAUGAAACCUUCUCAAGAUUGUCCUGUGCGUUUAAAAUGGAGAAUCAGACACGACUUGUUGUAUGCGAUCUUGGAAAUCCCAUGAAAGCUGGAACCAAGCUGCAAGCAGCCCUACUCUUCAGUGUUCACCAGAUGAGUGAAAUGGACAAUACCGUGAUCUUUGACUUACAGAUACAAAGCUCAAACCAGUAUGACAAUUCCAGUGAAAAAAAGUCUCUGCAAAUUGCCCUUGCAGUGUUAGCAGCUGUUGAAAUAAGAGGGGUCUCUACACCCAAUGAAGUGUUCCUGCCAAUUGCAAACUUCGAGCCCAGGGAAAAUCCAGUGACGGAAGACGAUGUCGGGCCACUUGUUCAACAUAUCUUUGAACUACGAAACAAUGGACCCAGUGCGUUCAGUAAAGCCAUCCUUACUAUACAGUGGCCAUACAAGUACAAAGGCAACACUUUGCUGUACAUUGUUAAAUAUGAAAUUGAUGGACCUAUGGACUGUACUUCUGAUGUUGUAAUCAACCCUCUCAAUCUGAAAUCCACUUCGCAGACAGAUGAUGAUAAAAAUGUGACCCGAAAUGAACGCAAUCGCCGGGAUCUUCCGGUAGUAGAAGGUGACUUGCAGACCCUCGGCUGUGGGACAGCCCAGUGUCUUAAGAUUGAAUGUCACGUAGAGCGGGUAGAAAAAGGAAAAAGUGCCAUUCUAUAUAUUAGAUCAAGAUUAUGGACAGAGACUUUUAUGAACAGCGAGAACCAAAAUCAUUCCUUCUCCUUAAAGUCAUCUGCCGCAUUCAGCGUUCUGCAAUUUCCUUACGAAAACAUGAAUCUUCCCGAUAUAAACAGUUUUACGGAGGUCACAACGAACAUUCUCUGGGUUAAUCAGUCAUCCAGCGCUCCAGUCCCGGUGUGGGUGAUAGUACUUGCAGUGUUAUCAGGUUUGCUGCUCUUAGCGCUAAUGGUUCUCAUCAUGUACAAGCUUGGCUUCUUUAAACGAGUGCGGCCUCCACAAGAGGAAGCGGAAAGAGAGCAACUUCAGCCACAAGAAAAUGGUGAAGGAAACACUGAUGCUUGAGUUAACCCCCCCACAGGAAUAUAUGUGAGAAUGGAAUCCAGCUUAAAGUGGGCGUGGCACUGUGGAGGCAACCAUUUUGUGGACGGCAUCAAUAUCCAAAUUCUGGCUAGGAACUAGUGACCUCACUGAUGUAUUGGCAACAAGGCCCGUAUGCCUCAGUAUUGCAGUCUCCUGAUUAACUCAGCUCACAAAAUGGCUGCCCCCACUGUGUGUAGGUGAUGUAAUCACUGUAAUGUAAGCCUAAUGCUGAAAUCUUUCUUAGCACCUAGUUGAUAAUAAUAUACUUUUCUAGGUUUUGUUUUUUUUCUUCAAUGCUUGAAACUUUGCAUUUUACAGCACUGGGUAUUAUUCAAAUUGGCAUUAACAUAUAAAAGUGCAAUAUUUUAUAGACCUGUUUUGGACCCUGUGGUGUGCUUGUUGACAAUGAUGAACCUGCAAACUCUCAGACCGGGAAGUCACCAUUAUUAUUUUUUCUUAAACUGGUGCUUAGGCAACUGCAUAAAGGGGGCUAUCCAGAGGUGGAAGCAUUUAUGAGAAAAAUGGACAUAGUUAUUGACAGGCGGUGGGCGGGGGCGGCGGUGGGGGGGAGUGGUGAAGGAAACGCAGGCGUAUCAUGGGCGUUUUCAAGGUGGCUGGAUGACAUUGCCUGCGUUUCCUGCGAUGGUAAACAUGGCGGUGGUGCUCCUGGGUACGCAGCCAGGGGUCGUCCUUUAUUUGCCAAUUUCUGCAAUCGCAAUUGAUAUGCAAUCGCAUCGCUGGGUGGCACUACACAUGCCCGUGGCCUAGCCCUAUGGUGGCCGACCCCCAGCAUGCAAUUUUUUCAGUAGCAGUUUUUUCUAUUUUUUUGCAAGAACUGCUACCAACUCUGAAUAACCCCCAACAUGUGCUGUAACCCACAGCAACUAACCAGAAGCUGACAUUUUUGCACCGCACAUAAAAAAUAACAGCAAAUGUUUAAAUAACGGCUACGGUUUACAGUAGAUUUUGUAAGCGUUUCCUGUGCACCAGUUCUAAUAAAUGCAUGAUUACUGCCUGAGGUAAACUGAGGGGUCAAAUUUCGGGUUCACUAUGGUAUGCCGGCGGUCGGGCUCCCGGCGACCAGCAUACCGGCGCCGGAAGGCCGACCGCCGGCUUACCGACAGUGUGGUGAGCGCAAAUGAGCCCCUUGCGGGCUCGCUGUGCUCGCCACACUAUUUUAUUCUCCCUCCAGGGGGGUCGUGGACCCCCACGAGGGAGAAUAUGUGUGGGUAUGCCGGCUGUCGGGAUCCCGGCGCCGGUAUACUGUGCGCCGGGAUCCCGUCAGUCGGCAUACUGAAGACCACCCCAAAUUUCCACUGUACCGUUUAAAAAGGAAGCAAACACAUGUCAUCAGUUUUAUAACUUGUGUUCUUUUUCAGGCCUUUUGUACUUUUGAAAUCAGUUAGAGUAUACUGUAUUAUACAUUACUGCCAACAGGAUUAACAGUUGCUUCAUCCACUGUGGCCGAGAUUUAUACGCAGCUUUAAGCAAUGUAACAGUAGCACGUUAGAAAACGUGGGAGACUGUAUCUUGGAGUGUUUGUGUCAACACACAACGUCUACUGAUUUCCUGUAGGAGUCUGCACAUUUAGUUACUCCUAAAUACCCAAAGCAAUAGUGUACAGUCAUUAGGCAAUUCUUAUUUACAGCAUAACUAUGAUAAUAUCUGUCUUCCAAGCCUCAGUCUACCACUUUUCUUAAGCCCCAUAUAGACGGGCCGAUGCGGGGAGAGAUGUGUGCUGAGCGAACCGCUCAGCACACAUCACUCUUGCCACUCAGCACAGCGCGAUCUGUGCUG
Molecule: messenger RNA, 5131 nt
Organism: Pseudophryne corroboree (corroboree frog)
Lineage: Eukaryota; Metazoa; Chordata; Amphibia; Anura; Myobatrachidae
Product: integrin alpha-V-like
Exons: 1
Coding region: 227-3316 (1029 amino acids)
Biological process (GO): cell adhesion mediated by integrin; angiogenesis; cell-cell adhesion
Cellular component (GO): integrin complex; external side of plasma membrane
Molecular function (GO): integrin binding
Source: RefSeq, a predicted model, not a curated record